AUGUCGAGGCCGUCGAUCUUGAUGCUACCAGAAUCCAGCUCGACAAAUCUGAAGAAACUUGUCACUAUAGUCGACUUGCCGGCACCGGUACGACCAACAACACCAAUCUUCUCAGCAGAGUUCACCUUGAAAGAGACAUCGUCAAUGACCCGUGGCAGACCGGGAGCGUAUUUGAUGCUGAUCUUGGAAACGUCGAUUUCUCCCUUAGAUGGCCAUGAGUUAACAGGAUCUUGA
Molecule: messenger RNA, 234 nt
Organism: Ogataea philodendri
Lineage: Eukaryota; Fungi; Ascomycota; Pichiomycetes; Pichiales; Pichiaceae
Exons: 1
Coding region: 1-234 (77 amino acids)
Source: RefSeq, a predicted model, not a curated record